ACCCUGAAAGCAUUUUCAGCUCAACGGCUCAUCGAAGCCAUUUUCCAAAUCGGUACCGUUUCGCUAAACCGUUUCGUUUUGUUUAACGUCUUUUCACAUCAUCGAACCGAAAUAGUUAAAGGAUGCGCGUUAUAUUUGCAGAAAAAGAACAAAUAUAGCUUAUUUUAGCAUUAAAACAGCGUUUUUCUGAAGUUUUGAAAAUAAACUUGUAUUGAAGGAGUUUUUAAUCGGAUUGUUUGCAAUAUUUAUAUUGGAUUUUUGUGCUUUACGAGUUUCUGUAGCUGUAUGCUUACUUUGUCGGGAUGGAUUCGCUGGAUAAAAUCGAACAAAACGUGAUUCGAGAGGCUCACGACAUCGCUACAAUUUCGAUUAACCGAAUACGAAAUCUGUGGUCGGAAAUUUUCGAUGAGCACAUUUGUCAAGACCACAUGAGUCGGCUACCAGAGCAUAUUCAAACGUUUUUCGAUGAAGUGUACGAGGAAAGUGAGAAUCGAAAGCAAAAAAUUUUGGAAACUAUUGAAGGUCUUCGCCAGGAGGCACUCAACCUAAAGCGUCUACUGCGGGAAAGCGAUUUGGAUUUGAAUCUUGAGCCAGAAAUGCCACUACAUCUGGUGCAGAUUAGUCUGGAUCGCAGUUUGGAGUGUAUGCGGGAAAAGUUAAAGCUGCGUCACGAACAAAUCGAUGAGUAUUUGUUUGAACAGGAGACUCUUUGCGAAGAACUCGGCGAAUCUCCUAGACAGUUAUCAAAAGAUCCGUUGCCAUCCGAAGCAGAGAUGCGAGAAUUUCGUUCGUACCUCGAUGGUUUGCGAAUGGAGAAACUUCAGCGGUUUGAGGAGAUUGCAUCAAUGCGGCGAGAUAUAAAGAUACAAAUGGGUCAUUUAGACAUCACUCCACAGUCGGAUCGCCAAGACGAGCUCGUGAAUGCGCGUAACUUUCCACCGACAAGAUAUAAUCUGACCGAUCUUCGGCAUCUUCACGAAUCUGUGCGGUCUCAGUACGAACACAUGAAAGACGAUAUUGACAGAAUGCGUUCCAAACUACAGAAAUUGUGGCAAAACUUGCCAGUUAGUCCUUCAGUGGUGAAGAAGUACGAAAAAUAUGAUGAUUACACACAGACAACAUAUGACAAACUUUUCACCGAAUUGGAUCGUUGCGAGGCUUUGAGACGAAAAAAUAUUCAGAUGUUUGUUGAUCGAACUCGAGUGGAAAUUGUGCAAUGGUGGGAUAAAUGUCUGAAAUCGGAAGAAGAACGUGCGAGAUUCUCUACUUUUAAAAGUGAUGUCUACAAUGAAGAUUUACUGGAGCUACAUGAAAUGGAACUGAACGAUUUGAAAGAGUAUUACGCUAAUAAUGAAGCGAUCUUUCAACUGGUAGAGCAGCGCCGUGAGAUGUGGGAGAAAAUGAUUGAAUUGGAGGAAAAAUCAAACGACCCUUCGCGAUAUAACAAUCGUGGUGGUAAAUUACUGGAAGAGGAAAAAGAACGCAAACGAAUUAGUAUACAACUACCGAAAAUUGAACAACGAUUGCGAGAAGCUUGCAAGCGGUACGAAGAAACAAAUAAACGAAAAUUUACUAUCUUCGGCGAAAAUGUAGAUGAUAUACUUCAAGAGCAAUGGAAAAAACGAGAGGAAGGAAAGUUGAAGAUCUCUAGCGCACGAAAGAAAGCUAAUUUGGCCACACCGACUGCAGCCAAUAGAACUGCUGCGUUAGUGCGUACCCCCAAAACUGCGGAGACGCUGCUGAAACAUACAAGUAUUAGUAGUCGAUCCAAAUUGCAAGUACCCGAAGCUACAUUGAAAUAUUCGGCUAGUAAAAAACUUUCCGCUUCGAAACUGUCCUCAGCUGGGUUGAAACGCAAACUACCAUCACCCAAAUCAGGAGCAGUGAAACGAUCUUUGCUAAAAGAUUUAAAUGGUAGCUCGAAAGCCUUUCUGAAACCGACUGCACCAACGUCCGCCAGCAAACAUCGCUUGACACCGAAAUCUCCUGGUAGAAUUGCUACCGUUAAAGUUUAUGAAACGAAAAAUAGUUCGUCGGUAGCUCAAAAAAGGCGGUCGCGAAGAAAAUCACAGAACAAACAUCGCCGAAGUGUGUCAAAAGCCAGGCCGGAAAUCAUCGUUACAUCAAGUUCGGACAACACACUCCAGUCCGUGUCGGUAUCAUAUGAACAUUUCGAGAAUUUUUUUGAACAAAACACCCCAAACCGAUCUUCGCUGAUGCCGGAACGAGGAGCAGCCUCGGCGACAAUGAUUCACGCAGGCAAAACACGUGCCCUCACCCGCCGUAAUCAUCGCAACAACGGUACUACACUGCUUAGUUCGACAAAUAACGGAUUCGGAACACCGUCCAAAAUAACGUUCCGCGCUCCGACAGCUUCCAGUACAAUGAUAGCGGCUACCGGUAUUCGAUCUCCGGCAGCGAAUAUUACUUCUAGCGGAAAAAAACUAAUGCCUGCCUCGAAGAACUGUCCGAUUAUUUUCUAAGCUUCGAUUUUGAAUCGGCACCUGUUCGUACAACGAUCGCACGCUACACAGAUGUCCAAUACCCAUAGGGUGCAGGUGGUAAUCGUUUGCAACGUCAAUGUAAUUUUUCAAUGGUUUUCGUUUGUUCAGUUUAAUUCGUUUUAUUUUAUCGCUGUACUGUAUAUUUUUUGUAAUUGAUUUCAAGCAUCGAAAGAGAAUAACAAUUAUUUUUAGUAAAUUUUUCGUUUUCGGUUUCUGUUUUGUUUUUGUCACAAUUCAAUCAACGGCCCUGAAAUAUACUAAUCGCAAGAAUUUAUAAUUUAGUUCCGUAAAUGUGAACUGACUGCACAUGUGCGAAUUGAAGUAAAAUGUCACUCACAAAACCAAUCUAAAGUUCACUAUUAAUAAGUACAUAGUUUAUAUGAAAACCUUCAUUCGUUACAAUAUAUUUCUUUACUUCCUGUACAUCCAACACUAGGAAAACGGUUCAUGAAUGAAGCAAUAAAAUUUUGAAAAUCUACAUUCUUUAAGAAAGAAUCUGUGAAAAUAACUGGCAUAAAACCGCAAUCCUAUGAACUAUUGAUGUAAGGACGCAAUUCAACGUUCCAAUUUUGUUCUAAAAUAAAAAUAUUAAAACCA
Messenger RNA from Malaya genurostris, 3101 nucleotides. Its product is annotated as protein regulator of cytokinesis 1-like. NCBI's taxonomy places the organism in Eukaryota, Metazoa, Arthropoda, Insecta, Diptera, Culicidae. Gene Ontology annotation, biological process: microtubule cytoskeleton organization; mitotic spindle midzone assembly. The transcript is spliced from 5 exons. Gene Ontology annotation, molecular function: microtubule binding. The coding region runs from base 303 to 2483 and encodes 726 amino acids. Gene Ontology annotation, cellular component: mitotic spindle midzone; spindle; cytoplasm. The record is from RefSeq and is a predicted model, not a curated record.